AUGAAGUCAUCACUCUCAGAUGCUCUCUUCCUUCUAUUCUUCAUCACAACACAGUCAAUCUGCUAUACAACCACUAACGCUGCUGGUGAAAAUGUAGUGAAAGAUGCAACCGGGAAAAAGGUCCUGAAUGGCGUUCCCUACCACAUUGCUCCAGUGAUAUCGGCUAAUGGUGGAAGAAUCAAGCUAACCGACACAAUGAACAAUAACAAAAUUUGUCCAUUCAACGUGGUGCAGGACCCUGCCGACGUUAACCUAGGUGGCCAGUUCAUGUUCACUCUCAUUGGUAAGAAAAAGUAUCUCUUCACAUCAAGCAUUCUUGCGAUUGAUUCGGGGUAUCCAGAGGGUGCUUGUGAGAAGUCGACAUUUUGGACAGUCCCCAAUGUCCUAGAACCACCACCUUCGAACUUGAUUACAACUGGUGGCGGUUUCGACCAAUCUUUUACAUGUUUCCAGGUUGUGGAGUAUCCUAAGCCAACAAGUCCGAAGGUGCACAGCUACAUGCUUCAAUACUGUCCCUCGUUUUGUGGUGCAGGUCCUGGAACAUGCUUUAACGUAAGCAUUUACUUACACAGUGGAGUCAGGCGUCUUAUUGCUGCCACUGGUGGUACUCCUUUUGAGUUUGUGCUUUAUAAGCUUUCCAAGUAA
This is a messenger RNA of Lactuca saligna, 645 nucleotides long. NCBI's taxonomy places the organism in Eukaryota, Viridiplantae, Streptophyta, Magnoliopsida, Asterales, Asteraceae. The record is from the annotation of a GenBank genome assembly.